Molecule: messenger RNA, 846 nt
Organism: Emiliania huxleyi CCMP1516
Lineage: Eukaryota; Haptophyta; Isochrysidales; Noelaerhabdaceae
Product: mitochondrial carrier protein
Exons: 2
Coding region: 1-846 (281 amino acids)
Source: RefSeq, a predicted model, not a curated record
AUGACUCACCCGUACGAGCUGAUCAAGACGCGGCAGCAGGCGGGCGCGCCGCGAGCGCUGGCGCACCGGAUGAGCACCGGCCGCUACCUCGUACACCUGGCCGAGAGCGGCGGGCUGCGCGAGCUCUACCGCGGCUUCGGCUGGUCCGUGCUCGGCGGCGUCCCUUCCGAGGUCGUCUACUACGUUGGCUACACCGAGACGAAGCGUGCGCUGCUCGGCACCGCCGCCGGCGCCGCCUCGCCCUCCUCCGUCUACCUCGCGGCGGGCGCUUUUGCAGACGCCCUCUCCGUCCUCGUCUCGGUGCCGGCCGACGUCAUCUCGCAGCGGCUUCAGCUCCAGGGCGCCGACGCGAGAGUAGGCGGGCUCGAGAUCGCAGCCUCGAUCGUGCGGCAGGAGGGGCCGCUUGGCUUGUGGCGAGGGACGGGGGCGACGCUCGCGUACUACGGCCCCAACUCUGCUGUCUGGUGGCUGACGCACGAGCACGCCAAGGGGGCGCUCGCGGAGCGGCUGGACGGCCUUAGCGCAGGGGAAUGCGCGGCGGGCGGCGCGGCGGGCGGCGCGGAGGGCGGCGCGGAGGGCGAGCCGUCGAGCGCGGUGCUAGCGAUGAGCGGCGCUCUCGCGGGCGCAACCUCGACCGUGGCCACCAACCCGCUCGACCUGAUCAAGACGCGCCUUCAGACGUCGACGCGGCCGACGAGCGUGGGACCGGUCCUCGCCGCGGUGUGGAAGGAGGCGCGCUGGAGAGGGUUGUACGCCGGCCUCGUGCCGCGCCUCUUCUCGGCCAUCCCGCGCUCCAUCUGCACCGUGCUCGCCUACGAGCGGGCCGUCGAGUUUUGUAGGAAGUAG